Messenger RNA from Paramecium tetraurelia, 1989 nucleotides. RefSeq lists its product as uncharacterized. Gene Ontology annotation, molecular function: ATP binding; protein serine/threonine kinase activity. Gene Ontology annotation, cellular component: cytoplasm. The transcript has 3 exons. Lineage: Eukaryota; Ciliophora; Oligohymenophorea; Peniculida; Parameciidae. Gene Ontology annotation, biological process: protein phosphorylation; intracellular signal transduction. The record is from RefSeq and is a predicted model, not a curated record.
AUGAGUAUUAAAUCAAUAGGAAAUUACAUCCUCGGCAAAACCAUUGGGGAGGGAACUUUCGGACAGGUCAGAUUGGGUCAGCAUACUAUUACAAACGAAACAGUUGCCAUAAAAAUUUUGGAGAAGGAUAAAAUGAAAGAAGAGACUGAUUACGAAAGAAUUUCUAGGGAGAUUAAUUGUCUGAAGAAAUUGCGUCACCCCAACAUUAUAUAGAUCUAUGAGAUAGUUUAAACUGUAAACUCAUUGUAUUUGAUUAUGGAAUAUGCACCAGGAGGAGAAUUGUUUGAUGUUAUAAUUAGAAACUAAAGAUUGAAUGAAAAAGAGGCAGCGGACUAUUUAAUGUAAAUCCUCUCUGGAGUUCAAUAUAUGCAUGAAAAUUAUGUUAUGCACAGAGAUCUCAAACCUGAGAAUCUGCUAUUAGAUGAAAAUAACAAAAUCAAAAUUGUAGACUUCGGUCUCUCAAAUCAAUUUAAGGAUGGCCAACUGCUCAAAACAGCCUGUGGUAGUCCAUGUUAUGCUGCCCCUGAGAUGAUAGCAGGAAAGGAGUACGAUCCCAAAUCUGCAGACACUUGGAGUUGCGGAGUCAUUCUCUAUGCGAUGGUCAAUGGAUACCUCCCUUUUGAAGACAACAACUAAAAAUAAAUGUAUAAAAAAAUCGUCUAUGGAGAAUACGCUCCUCCAAAAUACAUGAGUCCUUUAUGCAAGGACCUCCUUGAAAAAAUAUUAUAAGUAGAUCCUCUCAAAAGAUACAACAUCCACCAAAUAGUGAAGCAUUAUUGGAUACAAACCUGCGUUACCAAUCCGAUUCUGACUCCUGGAUAUGGAGAGAUUAACAUCUGCAAUGAGGUAUUGCAGUAAUUGGCCACCUACAAUUUCAAAUUACCCUAAGCAUAUGCCUACUUAAAAGCCAACAAACAUGACCCCGUGACUACUACAUACUAUUUAUUGUUAAAUAAAUACUUGAGGGAGAAGUAGUAGGAUCAAGAGGAGGCAUUUUAAUAUAAAUUAAUUUAAAUUCCUCCCCCAUAACAUCCACAAGAAGCCAUCCUAAAAGAGACUUCAAACAUUCAACCAUAAAGAAUUAGUCAGGCUGACACUAAGGAGAAUAAGACUCCACAAAGGAAUACUCAGGAAUAGAAAUCUACCAACUCUAUAAAGACUUUUAAUAUAUAAAAUUCUUAAUAAGAAAAAAUCUCACAAAUACCUGAAACUUAGAAUCUGAAUGAUAUUGAAGAAAUCAGUGAAAAUUUCAAGGAAAUCUAGAAUUUAAUCAAUCUAUCCUAAAUCGAACCUGUUCAAAAUAAUCAAUUUGAAAACAACCAAGAUUAGCUUUAAGACAACGAUACAACUACCAAUAAUUAGUUAAAUUUAUCUGCCCAGAUACCCUUUCCUGAUAGACCAUCCAUUCAAACAUCAUUAAAUAAUACUCCCAUCUAUCAAUCACAAUUCAAUUACAAUUACAAUUAAUAUGAUUGUACUUCUAGAGCUAGGCAGGUUUCUUUGAGCAUUGAAAAAAAACCAGAAACUUUAUUUCCUACUGUCGAACAAAUCAAACUUAAAGCAUAGCAAUUUAAAUAAAGAGCGCUUGAAAAUGAAGAUCGUUCCCCUGUGCCUUAAAAACCUAGGACACUGAAAACUCCUUAAAGAUCUGCAGUCUACAGGGCUCCUAAUUUUAACAAUUAGCAUUCCUAUGAGAGACCACAAAGUCCCUUGAUUGUAGUGAAGCAACACGAAGGUCCAUAUCAUCUAAAUUAACUUGUUUUUGUAGAUCCUUAAAGGAUGACUUAAAAAAUCAUAUCUUAUCUAUAAUAAUAAAAUUACGAAGUAAAAAGGAGCAAAUUUGAAUUGAAGAUAAGUAAAUGCGAUUUCGUAAUGACUUAUGCAAUAGCACUUUUAUGCGACUCUGUUUAUGUAAUGAAAUGUUAAAAAAUACAAGGAGAUUCAGAAGAAUAUGAAAAAAUUUAUAAAUAAAUAAUUAAGUUGAGAUGA